UGGCAUCAGAGUUGAUCACGUGGCUUCCCCUUGCCAGUUUGUGUGUAUCACAUGAUAGAAGAAAAUGGAGGGGCAGUUUCACAAGUGGUUCUUUAUUCUGGCUUUGGGAAUCAGCUUCCGUUUUACUGCUGCUGCAGAAACUAAACGAGAUGUAAAAUUGGAAACAUUUACAUGUAAGGCAGGAGAUGACACAUAUGAGAUAUUGCAUGUGAGAGCAAAGUUGCAAUCAAGCAAUGAUAUCAUACAUUACCUGUGGACUACAAUUGACCUUCCGACAGUGGUGACUGCCCACACCACAGAUACCUCUGCGAAACCAGUUGUUGAAUGGUCUAGUAAUUGUACAAAGUACAAUAUUAAAUUUAAACCAGAGAUUUCUGGUCUGACAGCAUUUGCAUUGACAAGUGUGUUUGAAUAUGAAGAUACAAAUGAUGAUCAGGAUGCUACCAAAAAUUUUGUCAGAGAUGUGAUGCCUUCUUUAAAAUGGCAGCUGAAAAGCAACAGCAGUAGUAGUGGGAGUGCUAUUGCAAAAUUUGAGGGCAGUUGGUUGUAUGCACGCAUUGGGUUUGAGCUAAAGGCAUUUGGUGCCAAGGAUUAUGAUGAUGAUUUGCCGCAUGAAAUUGUCAGCGAGAAUUCAACACGGUUUACUAUAAGUUUACUUGAUUUACCCGUCCAAACCAAAAAGUCCGAUACGCUGUUGAGUUGGCCUUUUUGAAGCCCAAAUCCAAAGAAUCACCAACCUACAAAACGUCCAAAUCAAUCGACGACGAACACACGCCUGGUAUUUUCAAGUUAUGGAAGCUCAGUAUCCCAGUUGAUGGCAAAAAGAUGUUCGCGUCUUGGAAACCA
Rhopilema esculentum is the source of this 846-nucleotide messenger RNA. Its product is annotated as glycosylated lysosomal membrane protein A. Gene Ontology annotation, cellular component: lysosome. Lineage: Eukaryota; Metazoa; Cnidaria; Scyphozoa; Rhizostomeae; Rhizostomatidae. The record is from RefSeq and is a predicted model, not a curated record.